GGCGGGGGGGCGAAGGUGCAUGAAGCGGCGGGAGUGGGCGGUGUCCACGGAGACGCGUCAGCCGUCGCUGCCGGUCCCUCCCCUGGCAACCCGAGGCCCGCGGGGAGGGACGCGGCGGGGACGAAGCGGGUCGUUUUGCACGCACGGUAGCGGCGCAGCCGCCUCCGCCAUGAAGCGGAAGAGCUGGGCCGAAGCCCGGCGCCGCGCCAGCCCGCCGCCGGCUCUGAAGAGAACUCGGAGCGCAGCGUCGAGGGCGGCGGGGGGUGAGGAGCAGGACGAGGAGCAGCGGCAGACGCCCUCCACCGCCGCGCCCGAGACCUGCGUGCAGAUCACCGAUCGCCUUUUUUUCGCAAUUCUCUGCCAAAAACCAAAGAGUGGAGCUGCAGAUACCCAUUAUUUCUGCGUAGACAAUGAACUUGUGUAUGCAAACUUCUAUAGAGAUUUUGGACCACUAAAUCUGGCAAUGAUCUACAAAUACUGCUGCAAACUAAACAAGAAAUUAAAGUCAUUUUCAUUGAUAAAGAAGAAAAUAAUUCAUUAUACUGGCUUUGAUCGAAAAAAGCAAGCAAAUGCUGCGUUUCUCAUAGGCUCCUACGCAAUAAUAUAUCUGAAAGAAUCACCAGAAGAUGCAUACAAGCUUGUUUUGGCUGGCAGUGUUUCAUAUCUUCCUUUCAGGGAUGCUUCAUUUGGUACUUGCAGUUUUCAUCUAACUUUGUUGGAUUGUUUUCAUGCAAUAAACAAGGCUUUGCAGUAUGGUUUUCUGGAUUUUGAUGAAUUUGAUGUAAAUGAAUAUGAGCAUUAUGAGAGAGCAGAAAAUGGAGAUUUUAACUGGAUAAUACCAAACAAAUUCAUUGCCUUCAGUGGACCUCAUUCAAGAAGUAAAAUUGAAAAUGGCUAUCCCCAUCUUGCUCCAGAAGCUUAUUUCCCAUAUUUCAGGAAACAUAAGGUCACCACUAUAAUACGCCUCAACAAAAAAAUGUAUGAUGCCAGACGUUUUACGGAUGCUGGAUUUGAGCAUUUUGACCUCUUCUUUGCUGAUGGAAGCAUACCUAAUGAUACCAUCGUUAAAGCAUUUCUAAGUAUUUGUGAAAAUGCUGAAGGUGUUAUAGCCGUUCAUUGCAAAGCUGGUCUUGGACGAACUGGCACACUUAUUGCCUGUUAUAUUAUGAAGCAUUAUCGAAUGACAGCUGCUGAAACUAUUGCCUGGAUUAGGAUAAACAGACCAGGUUCAGUGAUCGGACCACAACAGCAUUUCCUAAUGAGGAAACAGCCAGAACUUUGGAGAGAAGGAGAUCUUUUCCAUCAAAAGUUGAGACGGAACUGUAAAAUGGGUGUAACAAGAAUCGUGUCAGGAGUAGGUCAUAUUUCAAUUAAUGGUAUUAGAAACAGGAGGACAAUCCAAAACGACACUGAACUGUACAGUGAUGAAGAUGAAACAGACAGUAUAACGCAAGGUGAUAAGCUUCGUGCUUUGAAAAGUAAAAGGCAGGCAAAAUCUACAACUGCAUCUCCACAAAAAUGGCUCCUAGCUAUGCUGGUGUCUACACUGUGUAGCAUUGUCAUCUGGUGGAUUGUAUGUGGCUCCCUUCUUCCCAGCCUGCUAUUCUGUCUAGAUGGUUUAAGAAAAUAGUAACCAUCAGGACCCCCUGAGAGAGAGCCACUGUCAGCCAGUCCACCACAAGAACUAGAACAGUAUUGCGUUAAAAUUUCAAAUUGGCAAGCAGUGUUGAAAGGGGAUAUCCAGGCAUGAAGGGGAUACAACUUGAAGACACUUGAUUGCAGUUCUAGGAAGAUGUCUUUGGCUCCACUUAAGCAGAAGAAACUCAUUCAUACUUGUAAAAUAAAACUGGCAACAUGCUUGGCAUACAGUUUCUUAAUUACUAAUACUUCCUCAAGCAAAACCAACAAAAUAGUGUAAAUUCAGACUCAGGUGUAAAUACUUGAGCUCUCUAUUGUAAAGAGGGCUCCCUACCAUAUAUGAUGCAUGUGCAUAAAAUGUGAUGGCAAUCACAGCUGCUGACCACCAGAAGUGAGAAAAUGGUGGGAGUUUUUAAUAUGUAAAUCUGUGUUGUUCAUUCAGAUUGGACUUAGGUCUCCACUUGAGACUGAAACUCUACCACGGAGGUUUUUUACUUAUAGGAUUGGUACUCUCUUGUGUUAACUGGCUAUUCUUUCUUAUUUUAUAUGAAUUUUUUUUUAUGAAGUCCUGGUGUUGAGAACAAAGUAACUAUUGUCCACCAAAGAGUGCUUUAUUUUCAAAGACUGUGAUUUUUUUUAAAUUUUAAUUUUGGGGGAAAAAAAAAAAAAAAAAAAAAAAAGCCAACUGAAAGCAAUUAUCUUGUUUUUAAUAGCGAUAGAUUUUCAGUUGUUCCCAACCACUGGCUCUUUUAUCUAUUUGUAAUUGCUUUAAAUCCAGUAUGAUUGUAAGAAGGAGGAAAAACAUUUAAAGCAGUGAAAUGUCAUUACUCUUUCUUUUCAUAUCAUCACAUCUUUUAGAUAAAUCUUUAGAUUACAAUAUCUGAAAGAUAAGAUGUUUUUGGCAGGAUGUAUUGGUAGAUUUAAUAAGUUACGAAUGUUACUGGCUUUUUGCUUGAAUGUACUUAAUGAGUGCAGCACAUUAAAAAAAAAAAGAAAAAAGAAAAGAAAUAUACACUUCCUGUGCAACUGAAAUUGAUAAUGGAACUCUGGAGCAGAUACAGUUGGGAACAUCUAAUUACAAUGAUUAAAAAAUUAUUACUUACUUCUCAGUUAAAAGCAAUGAAAUUUUUUUUAGCAAUCUGAGAUUGAAAUUUUCAUCCACUGCAAGAUUUUCAAACACAGUGUUUUUUCCCUUCUGCAUUUACAUUAUGAAAUAUGUCUCAAAAGCUUGCUUUGAAGUGAGGCAUCCUUACUUCCUGGAAAUUUAUAGCUGCAUUUCCCUCAAAUGAGAACUGCUGCCACAUAGACUUAGAUGGAAUACAGUUCUCUCUUCGUUUUGUAACUCUUACAAAAAAGAGGAGUAGAAAAGGAGAUCUGGAAUCAUAGAAUCAUAGAAUCCUUAGAGUUGGAAGGGACCUUUAAGGGCAAUGUAGUCCAAUUCCCCAGCAGUGAAAAGGGACAUGUACAGCUAAAUGUGGUUACUCAGAGCCUAGUCCAGCCUAGUCUUGAGUGUCUCCAGGGAUGGGGCAUGCACCACAUUUUGUUGCAACCUGUUCAAGUGCCUCACCAUCCCUACUGUAAAAAAAGACUUUUUCCUUAUAUCCAACCUAAAUCUACCUUCUUUAAGUUUGAAACCAUUUCCUCUUGUCCUGUCACCACAGAGCCUGCUAAAAAGUCAGUCCCCUUCUUUGUUGUAGCUUCCGUUUCGACACUGAAAGGAAGGUGUUCAGACCUUUGGAUCAUUUUUGUGGCUCUCUUCUGGAUGUGCUCCAGCAAGUCUGUGUCUCUUCCAUACUGAGGACUUUGCAUCUG
Messenger RNA from Tympanuchus pallidicinctus (lesser prairie-chicken), 3450 nucleotides. RefSeq names its product cell division cycle 14B (gene CDC14B). Bases 20 to 1630 code for a protein of 536 amino acids. Gene Ontology annotation, cellular component: spindle pole; mitotic spindle; centrosome. The record is from RefSeq and is a predicted model, not a curated record. Lineage: Eukaryota; Metazoa; Chordata; Aves; Galliformes; Phasianidae. Gene Ontology annotation, biological process: microtubule cytoskeleton organization; protein dephosphorylation; cilium assembly. The transcript is spliced from 14 exons. Gene Ontology annotation, molecular function: protein tyrosine/serine/threonine phosphatase activity; protein serine/threonine phosphatase activity.